UCCAGGGCCGCGCGAGCUGCGGGCUCGUCCGUGGAGUCCCAGUGAUGGGCUGGGCGGGGCUGGCCCCUGCGUCACCCCGGCCAGAGACCCGGCUGCAGGCGACCCCGGCGCAGAGCUCUUCGGAAUCCAGCCCGGCUGGACCGAACCCUGGCCGGGGAUGGAGAAUCCGCCCGCCCCGCGGUGCAGCGUUGUCCCGGGGGUUAAUUACCCCUCCCCAUUAAAGUCCCAGAGCCUUGGGCCAGCAGGGACCGAUCCAGCCCCCCGCAUUUCCCAGUAUUUUCUAAUCAUGGGCUGGGUGAUGUUUGAGGAGGUGGCCAUCUGGUUUUCCCGGGAGGAGUGGGAGAUGCUGGCAGACUGGCAGAAGGAGCUGUACCGGGCCGUGAUGCUGGAGAACUAUGAGAAUCUGUUUCUUCUAGGCCAUGCAGAUGCCAAACCUGAGAUGAUAACCAAGCUUGAACGAGGGGAAGAGCUGUGUGUCGGGGACCAGCAGGCCCCGGAGGGGAGAGAAAUUCUUCUAAGUGCUUCCAGGGGACCCUGGCCUCAUUCAGUGCACAGGACAUCUGUCAAUCUGAAUUUUCCAACAUUCUGAUGCUUGGUUUUGCCACCUUAAUAACAUUCCUUUAAUGCAGUUGUUCUGCAUGGAAUAUGUAUGAAUUUUACCUUGAGAGUGUCUGUAACUUGACCUUUCACAGUGGUUAGAGAGUUAAUUGCCACCUCAUCAUGAUACAGAUUUCUAAUAUGAAGCCUAUCA
Dermochelys coriacea (leatherback sea turtle) is the source of this 751-nucleotide messenger RNA. Its product is annotated as protein ZNF783-like. Bases 158 to 589 code for a protein of 143 amino acids. The transcript has 4 exons. NCBI's taxonomy places the organism in Eukaryota, Metazoa, Chordata, Testudines, Dermochelyidae. Gene Ontology annotation, biological process: regulation of DNA-templated transcription. The record is from RefSeq and is a predicted model, not a curated record.